Molecule: messenger RNA, 2625 nt
Organism: Naegleria lovaniensis
Lineage: Eukaryota; Heterolobosea; Eutetramitea; Acrasida; Naegleriidae
Exons: 1
Coding region: 1-2625 (874 amino acids)
Molecular function (GO): protein binding
Source: RefSeq, a predicted model, not a curated record
AUGACUACUACGAGUACUACUACUACUACUACUACUGCUGGAGCUACUUCUUCUGAUCAUAUUCUCAACACAACAACAACAAGUUCUAAUAGUAAUCAUUCAACAACAAGUGCAGCAAGAUUUUCUCGAAUUCAUCAUCACUAUAAUGGUAACAUGGUCACUUCGAGUCAACGAAAAACCAUGUUCUUCCCAACACCACCACACCACCAUAGCUCCAUGUCUUCCAUUCUCGAUUACAAUAAUCCAUGGAAGGAUUUAUUCAUUGAACGCUAUCGAAUCAUUCAUGGCAGUAACGCUUCAAGUAAGAGAAAACUUGGAAUUUUCUCUUCUCGUCGUGAAACUUCGAGUGAAGAUUAUGUGGAAAAAGGAUAUCGCUAUGUGUAUCGUAAUGAAUAUAGUAAGGCCAUUCAUUACUUUGAAAAGGCCAUUUCUCUGAGUAAGGAAGGAUCUUGUGCUCGAGCUUGGGAAGGACUCGCGAAAAUUUGUUGGAUUCGAGAUUUACCUCAAUAUGUGAUUGUGUAUGCAGAGGAGGCAUUGAAGAACAAUCCAGUGAAUCCAGGAGAAUUGUUUUUCAUUAGAGGAAAAGCUCUGUUAAAAUUGAAUCGAAUUGUGGAAGCAUUGCCUGAUUUGACCAAAGCUGUGAAUUUUCUGACCAUGAGUCCUGUGAAUUAUCACUUGUUUUUAAAGAUUAGUGAAGUGUAUUAUGAGAGAAUGAUGUGUCAUAUUGAAUUGGGAAAUAUUGAUCAGGCAUUGGCCGAUGGAGAAACUAUCAUGACCACCGAUAAGUGUUUUGAAACAGAUUGCUUUUUUAAGGCUGCCAAAAUUCUCUAUGAAAAGCAACACUAUGACGAUGCUGAAAAAUUCAUGUCCAGUUCCUAUGUGAAAAAAACACCCGAAUAUUAUUUAUUGAAUUUGCAAAUUAAGAGUGCGAAUGGUUGUUAUCCACAAGCACUUGAAAAUUUGAAAAAGUUUGAAGAGUUGGAAGCAAAGAAAAGAUCCAACACUUUUAACAACUCGGCAACGGUCUUGACCAAAGAAUCAUUGAUCGAUAUUGGAAUUGUACUGCUCAUGAAUGAUUGCAUCAAUGAAGCGGUCGAGUAUUUUACCAAAGGAGCUCUAUUAAGAAGCACGGCUGCCUCACAAACCAAUAACACUGCAUCUCCACCAAGCUCCAGUAGUGAUGACCUCAUAUUUAACUCGCUGAUGAGAAGAUCUUCUCUUUCUUUUGCAUUUUCUUCACACAAAGUGAUUGACGAGGAAGCAACACGAAGAGCUAAACUCUUUGUGAUUGAUGCUGCUCAGAGACAAAAAACCGAAUAUUCAAGUUAUUUUGGAGUUGAUCUGAAUGGAAGCUCAUAUUUCGAUAUUCACAUGGCAUGGUCAUAUUAUUAUUAUCUGUUAGCCAUGCUUUAUUACUGUAGAAACACCAUUACAUUCAAUGGCGUUGAAAAAGGAAGAUAUUCUGCCACAUUUUCAACAAGAUCAACUGCAACUCAACUCAUGUCCUUAACGUCGCACAACCAAAAUGACGAAAUGGGAUCUUCUGCUCGAUUGAUAUUAUUAAUCAAAGGUCAGAAAAAUUACAUUUAUCAACAGAGAAAGUUAUCCAUUCGAUUUGUUAACGAAAAUUUAGAAAAUGAUUUGAAACAUUCCAUCACAAACCUCACGAGAGCCAUCACUUUAAAUCCAACAUUGUGUGAAGGAUUUUACUACCGCUCCCUUAUGAAAUGUUUCUUACAAAUUGACAACCAUCUUGUGGCCAUAUGUUCUUCACCCAUGUUUGGAUCAACACUCACUCAAAAUGGAAUUGUUUCAUUCUUGAUCGAAAAAUUCAAGAAAAAGAAGUCACCUCAAAAAGAUGCCAUCACGGAUUACAAGAGACACAAAAAGAUGCACAAAAACAUUUCUGACAAAAUUAAUGUUGUCACGAACAUGAGAGAGUCAUUGAAUGACUGUGAAAAUGCAUUCACUCUCAUUACUAUGGAAUUGAGAAUUAAUACAGUGGAUGAACUCGAAGAAAUUGAUUUUAAAUCAAAUAGCGAUAUUUCUACCAUUGAUUUAUCCACAAAAUCAAGAAAACACACAGAGCUUUUAGUAGAUAUUUUACUCUUACGAGCUUUUCUUUUUUAUAGCUUUGGAAAGAAAGCAGAAUGCACUGAAUGCACGAAUUUAGCAUGUUAUUUGUGUCAUUCAGCUUCUGCUUCUUCGACACCUAGUGAGAAUGCUGAGAAUUGUCCAUCCAAUGCUACUCCUUCCACGACUAGUACGAAUUUGGCCUCACCAUCACAAAUCGAAGAAAAUUCUCAACAAGAAACUGAGCACAUCCUACUAGAAAGUAUUACAUUCGAGAGACAGUUAUUAGCUUGUCAAGGACUCUUUGCUCUCAAUGAAGAUUUUGAAGCUCUUAAAGAAAGUCAUCCUCGUUUCCUCACAAUGAGAAAUGAUGCCAUUCAACGACACGUAGAUCAACUCAUUAUGAAUUUUAUUAUUGAGCCAGAGUAUUCAUACGUUUCUCAACAAUUAGAUUACAUGCUGGUCAUUAUCCAUUCUCAACUUUUACAAAAGGAUUUACAAACAAUUCGAGCUCUGAUCAUCCAUGAAACGUUCACCACAGAUCAUCAUUGA